This is a messenger RNA of Plectropomus leopardus (leopard coralgrouper), 2975 nucleotides long. It is a transcript of the gene mthfsd, whose product is annotated as methenyltetrahydrofolate synthetase domain containing. Gene Ontology annotation, cellular component: cytoplasm. Gene Ontology annotation, molecular function: RNA binding. The record is from RefSeq and is a predicted model, not a curated record. NCBI's taxonomy places the organism in Eukaryota, Metazoa, Chordata, Actinopteri, Perciformes, Serranidae.
AUGAUAAACACUGACAAGCAGCUGUUCAGCGGUAUUAUGUUUCUGAGCUCACACGUGACUGUGCUGCGUGUUGUAUCACCGAGUAUUGAUACUUAAUUUCGAUCGCUAAUAACACAAUGGAGCCAAUGAUAGUAAUAAAACCCGGAGCCACGAAAUGGGACAUUCGUCAGAAAGUUUGGGACUACAUCGAAGAAAAGAAUCUGGCCAACUUUCCCAGGCCUGUUCACAACAGGAUCCCAAAUUUCAAGGCUGCAAAUCAGGCAUGCAACAGGCUUGCAGACCUGCAGGAGUUCAAGUCCAGCCAGACAGUCAAAGUAAACCCAGACAGACCCCAGCAGCAGGCGCGCUUUGUCACUCUGGAAGCACGGAAAACUUUAUUAGUCCCAACUCCUCGUCUUCGUACAGGCCUUUUCAAUAAAAUCACUCCUCCCCAGGGGGCCAGCAAAGAACAGCUACGGACAUGCUCUUCCUCUCAGGGUGUGAAAGACUUCAGUGUGCCUGUUGGCCUGGAGGCGAAGGUGAUGGUCGACCUGGUGGUGGUCGGCUCUGUGGCUGUCUCGGAGAAAGGCUUGCGGAUUGGAAAAGGUGAGGGCUACGCAGACAUGGAGUACGGUAUGAUGGCCUCAAUGGGAGCUGUGAAUGAGUCUACUGUGGUGGUUACUGUUGUGCAUGACUGCCAGGUGGUGGACAUCCCAGAGGAGUUAAUGGAAAGUCAUGACCUGACUGUUGACUACAUCCUAACACCCACCAGAGUCAUUAAAACAAACUGUGGGAUGCCGAAGCCACAGGGAAUCAUCUGGACUAAGCUGGACACAGAAAAACUGGAGAAAAUCCCCAUCCUGAAGAAGCUCCGUGCUCUGGAGGAACAGGCUGGAAAGGAUGUAACACUGGGGGUGGCACCAGUCGUAGCAGAGCCUGAUCUGCACACAGGUCAACCCAAAAGGCAAACCAGACGGAGGCCAAAGCAGAACAUGCAGCAAGAUGCCGAGGGGGAGUCUAAACAGGAGAAAAUAGCAGAGGCAGAACAGAGAGCUAGACAGCGCCCAGCGAGAGUGAGGAAAGAAAGCAGAGGAGAUGGAGAUCAUGAGGCAGAAAUCAGUAAGAAAGGAAGGGGAAAAAGAGGCGAAAACAUAAAGGAGAGGGGCCAAGAGGAGGGUGGAGGUGAAGCCAUGUCUCAGCGCAAGCUCCCGCUGAAUGUGACCACAGUUUACGUGGGGGGAAUCCCUGCGGGGCUGCGUGUUAGUGAGCUGAAAACUGCCCUCAGAGAGCGGGAGGCUGCCCCGCUGAGGCUCACCUGGCAGGGAGCUCAGCACAGAGCCUUCCUGGACUACAGCGACCCUCAGGCUGCCGCGCAGGCUCUGGAGGCUCUGCAGGGUCUCAGUCUGAAUGGUCACAGUUUGCAGGCGGAGCUGGCCAAGAGCCAGCGGGGAGGUAAGAGGUCCGGACAAUCCAGUCGAAGACCAAGGCCAUCAACAGGCCCAAAACCUAAAGCGCCAGCACCUGAUACUGAAGGUGGCACAAAUGAAAACACUGAGGAAUAAAAGCAAUAAGCAAUAACUCAGCCCCAAAAAUAUAUUAAAUGUGGAGCAACCUUAAAUGCCUUAAGAAGAAUUUAGUUUGUUUUUUUGAUAUUUAUGGAUUUGUUACAAGAGGACAUACAUUUUUUUGAACCCGCUAAUGUGGCUGCUAUGGCUAAUGAGCUUACAUAUAAUAAUAAUUAUUAUUAUUAUUUAAUCCAGAAGCAUUUCACUAGAAAAGUAUUUUGUACAUAUCUUUUCACAAUACACCUAUGUGCCUUGUUUGUUCACUCACACACACACACACACACACACCUCUUGGUCUGUGUGUCCCUUCAGUCCUCGAAGAUGCUUUUUGAGUCAUUCUUAGAGAAAGACUACAGUUAAUAUUCUCUCAAACUAUAGACUGGAUAUGCAGUCUGUCUGUUACAAUACAAGUGUAAAGUAAAUCGUCGUGAAGUGUUUGGAACAUUUUAUUUCCACAACCAGUUGUCAGUAUUACCACCACCAAGAGGGUGUUGUUUCCAGACAUAUUGAUCCACUUGUUGGUUAUCUGAAAACACAUGUGACUAAGGCCAUGUGCCAAAGAAGCCCUGGAUAGUUUAUGUUGCAGAUAACGCCACCAUGUGGUCAUCUACACAAUAUAUACAACUUAUUAUUACUGAGAAAGAGAGUGUACUAGUAACAUUUAAAAAUGCAUUAGUCUAACUAACAUUCAUAUACCUGUGAAGGCCACACCAAUGUUUGACAACACAUCAUUUUUUAAUUUUUUUGGGAAACAAAUUUUUCACCAUUUCUACAAAUUUAAUGCAGUCUUUUGAAAAUCUGUGAUAUUUUAAUCAUCUUUUCUUAUCCUAUUGCCAAAUUGUGAAGUGGCAGCAUGGCUCAUUUUACACAAAUUGCCAUAAAGCUUGAGCACACUGUGCUGUUACAACCAAAUUGACAAGAUGUUAUCAUAUUUGCAAAUUGUUACAGCAUUUUGACUACAGACUACAGCAAGAUGCCCAAUGCCGUUAAUAGCCAUAAGUUAGCUGUAAUUGUCACUCAGUUGAAAAUAUAUAUAAUUCAUCCUUACACAUAACCAAGGAUUUAGGUAUCUUCAAAAAAUAAAAACAGUCCGUCUGUGUAUGUUCACAAUCUGGAUGUAGAUGCAGAUUAUUAACAUCAAAAAACUUUUUUUUAUUCAAAAUAACACAUUUAGAGGUUUGUGUAGUUUUAUUGGAGCUUUAGUUUUGAUUUCUACUCAUUCACUGUGCUUUAUACUUGCCUAGUUCUUUUUAAGAAUAUUUUGGAAAUAGAUAUUGGACAUUGAUAGAAGUGAGUUUCAAAUAGUUUGAGUAUGAAGCCAGCCGCACAUUUGAACAGUUAAAAGAUGCUACCACGCCUGGCUGAACUGUUAGUGUUGAUGCAUCUGUUUGUUACACAUGAUGACAUUCUUUACUAAAGCGUUUGACUGUA